Molecule: messenger RNA, 2679 nt
Organism: Photinus pyralis (common eastern firefly)
Lineage: Eukaryota; Metazoa; Arthropoda; Insecta; Coleoptera; Lampyridae
Product: E3 ubiquitin-protein ligase listerin-like
Exons: 5
Coding region: 141-1310 (389 amino acids)
Biological process (GO): rescue of stalled cytosolic ribosome; ribosome-associated ubiquitin-dependent protein catabolic process
Cellular component (GO): RQC complex; cytosol
Molecular function (GO): ubiquitin protein ligase activity; ribosomal large subunit binding
Source: RefSeq, a predicted model, not a curated record
CUCUUAUAUAUAUGUCAGUCUGUCACUCAAACCUAACCUACAAAGUGUAAUUGUGUAAUUUGUACUGGCCACGAAAAAUAUAAUUAAGUUUCAUGUUCAAAGUAAUUGUGUUAUAUAUCUUUACUACAUUGCAAUAGGAAAUGGGUGGAAAACAUAAACAAGCACAAAGAACGAAGAACAAUGCUAGGCCCUCCAGCAGCUGUAGAAGUGCUGAGCUUUUAGGGACAACCGUACCACAAUUUGUGGGUUUUUCGGCUAUGAAAGAAUCCACAGCAAUGUCUGGAUUUUCUCUUGCCACCGAUGACAUGGAUGCCUCUAUAGAUCCAAAUUUUCAGCUAGUUUUAAAGAAGAUGAGCAAAAAGGAUGCCACCACCAAAUCAAAGGCACUUCAAGAAUUCACUGAACUUAUUAAAACAUCAGAUAUUGAAGCAGUGAUAGCUGUUUUGCCAUUUUGGCCAAGAUUGUAUUGUGUUUUGGCUACAGAUACUGACCAUAAAGUACGAGAAGGCACGCAUAUAGCUCAUCAUCAAGUCGUACUUAAAAGUAAACGAAAUUUGGCGCCAUAUUUGAAGCAGUUUGCAGGUCCAUGGUUUACAUCACAAUAUGACACAUAUGCACCUGCAGCUAGUGCUGCUACAAAAUCAUUUCAGGAUGCGUUUCCAAAAAAUAAAAUCAAGGAAGCUAUUGCGUAUUGUCAAGAGGAAAUCUUAUCUUACAUUGGUGAAAAUCUUACAAUUCAUACUUCAAGCACCUUAAGUAACCCAAAGAUCACAUCUCCCGAAGAUGCGGAGGCUAAAUACCAACGAGUUUUAAUAUCGAGUCUUCACGGAUACACCUUGUACUUGCAACAACUAUGCACAGAUGAGAUUGAGAAGCAAGAAGAAUUAAAUAUGAAAAUUAUUUCAGACAGUAAGUUUUGGAAGUUUGCCAAAAAUAAAGUACUUCCAAUUAAAUCUGCCUGGUAUUGCGUGAUAUCGUCAAUAUGUCAAAAAUCGCCCACAUUUUUGAAAAAAGAGUACGCGCAUAUUGUUGGAGCUGUUUUUUCUGAUUUAGACGAGAGCGAACCCAUAGUUGUCCAAUCCUUAUGGGAAGCAAUUCUUUCUGUUUUAUCCACAAUUGAGGAAUGGUGGCAGUAUGUUAAUAUUGACAAGCUGGUUUUUCCAAAGUUGUGGAAGUUGUUAAAAGAAGGUGGAUUUGGAAAUGCUUAUGUGAUUUUUCCUAAUUUACUACCUCUGAUUUCACAUCUGCCUCCAAGUAUUGACCAGAAUUCCACUUUUUCCUUAUUCUUCGAAAAUAUGUUUAAAGGGUAAAGUAUUACGUAUAAAAUUUAGUAAUGCACGCAAAGGAUUUGUAUUUUCAUUGUGAAUUGAAGUCACAUAUUUAAUACAAACACAGGAGCCCAUAAAUCCAAUGGAGAAAAGAUCGUAGUUCAGGUCCCAAUUUGGCCGAUACCCUUGGAUGGCGGGGAAACUAAUCCUACACAGAUUGUUAUUGUUCAUGAAAACAAGUUAUCGGUUUUUGGAGUGCGUACCUCUUUCAUAUUAUUGUCCUCAACUCAAUUGAAUAUUAUUAGGUAUUGAAUUAUUUUAACCACCUUCCUAUGUCCUGAAUUUCCUGGGACGGUCGAAGCUUGUGUAAAUUUAGCAUGUCUCAGUAUUGUCUUCGUUGGAGUGGUAAUAAUUUGGUCAGGCGAAAAUCUUGAACAAACUUAUUGGAAUACUUACACUGAUAGGUCAGACGACGUCAAAAUGUUAUAGGUCAGCAACAACAAGCACUCACCUGGCUUUUCAAUUGCCAUUAAAGAUGAAUUAAUUGGGUUUAUUCAGCAACAGACCAUGAACACGACAUCAGCUAUCACAUGGAAUGACAGAAAAGUUUUAACAUUAGGCGCUCCCCCUUGCAUGGAGUAGGCUUAAUAUUACUCCAUGUCAGCGAUUGAAAUAUAAAACAUUGUUUGCACAUCAACUUUUUUGCUUUGUUUGCACUACAUGAACAAUCUUUUAGUGUGACUUCACUUCACAGUUGCAAUACAAAUCCUUUAUAAACAAUAAUAAGUGGUAAACAUAAACCGAAGGUUUGCAUUAAGCCAACAUUUUGUUUUUGUUCAUCAUUAAUUUUAAUGUAUUUGUCUGUUUUCAAAUUGGGCAAUAAAGACAUAGUGAAAAAAAUCAAUAACCAAAUCGUGAUAAUAGUUAGCGUUGUUAGUCUUUGUAUGCUUCCUUUUUGUAGUGUGUAUUCUCUUAUAUUUUUCUACAUUUUUUUUAGUAAUCUUGUUUGUUCAGGAUGUCAAAUAAUUUUCACAGUGCCCUUUUUUAUAUACAAUUGAGGUCAAUAUAAUUUGAAAAUACCUUUAAUAAUUAUUAUCUUGUUUUCGUCCAUGAAUUUUGAAAUUUAUUAGGGCAGUGUUUUUUGCGCCUCACUUACCAAACAAUUUCAAAAUCAUCAUUUAUUCAAGAAAAACCGUUAAAAACCAAUGCAGUUAUUUUAUACGUUCACUGUCUGAAUAUUUCCGUAAAAUUAUUUUAAAAAACGUAUUAUCACCAUUUUUUGGGUAGAAUUACGACUAACUAAUGUAAAAAUAGUAGGUAUCCAAAUAUGUUCUCAAAACACAUUUUUGAAAAAAUUAUGCUACGAAUUAUUUCGUAGUUUGCAUCAGCGAUUAAAAUUCUUUUUACUGCA